Molecule: messenger RNA, 273 nt
Organism: Nicotiana tabacum (common tobacco)
Lineage: Eukaryota; Viridiplantae; Streptophyta; Magnoliopsida; Solanales; Solanaceae
Source: RefSeq, a predicted model, not a curated record
AUGGACAUGUCGCUGGAUGAUAUCAUCAAGAAAAACAAACAAAAGGGCAACGGUGGACGACGUUCCAGAGAUCAAAAGCGCCGCAGUGUGCGGGUUUAUGGUUCUGGGACUUGUAGGGGCGGACCAAGUCGCCGUUGCAGAAUGACGCCCUACUCAAUGCCGCAGUGUUUUCCAGAGCCAGACAAGAUGAUGGUUGGAGGGUCAGAGUGGGAUUAUGGGACUAAGCUAUUUGUAUCUAAUCUCGAUUACGGGGUCUCCAACGAUGACAUCAGG